ACAUUAAACUCCACAAAUCCCAACAGACAACCCUAACAUAGCUUCCAUCAUCUGCCUAGUAUGGAUUCCAUCUUCCUCCACAGACCUAUUUCAGAGCUCAAACUUUCUUCAUAUCACUGUUUUUGCCUCCUAAUUUUCAUUCUUUUCAACUUCAUCCACGCCGAAGCAAAAGCAAACCCCUGCAGAACCAGUUGCGGUGGCAUUCCUAUCAACUACCCCUUCGGAAUCGAUGACGGCUGCGGUAGUCCGUACUACCGACACAUGCUGGUAUGCUCUGAUCAGGACAGUCUUGAGCUCCGGACACCUUCCGGCCGAUAUGCAGUUCGCAGCAUUAGUUACUCCGACCCCCACAUUCUCGUCUCCGACCCUUACAUGUGGAAUUGCCAGGACCGCGAAAAUUUCCGUCCGACAAGGCCGUUCAGCCUCGACACCAGCACCCAUUUCUCUCUUUCCUCGCAAAACGACUACCUCUUCUUCAAUUGCAGCGAGGACAACGUGAUCGUCGAGCCGAGACCCAUCUUCUGCGAACGGUUCCCAGACCGAUGCGAUUCAUCCUGCGACAGUUCCAACUAUCUGUGCCGCCAUUUACCUGAAUGCUCCGCAGCAUUGGGCGGUAGAGCUUCUUGCUGCUCGUACUACCCAAAAGCAACGGAAUCACUCAGGCUGAUGCUCAAGUAUUGUGCUUCGUAUACAAGCAUAUACUGGAGAAAUGUGGGGACGAAUGAAAAUACACCGUACAAUCAGGUGCCGGAGUACGGGAUUCGGGUGGAUUUUGACAUCCCAGUGACGACGCGGUGCCUCCAGUGUCAGGAUCCGAACAAGGGAAGUGGGAUUUGUGGAUUUGACACACAGACACAGGAUUUUUUGUGUCUUUGUAACAGAGGAAAUGUCACAAGCUAUUGCAAAGAUCAUGAUUUUUCAAGCCAUACAAAGGCAGGAGUGAUAGCAGGCACAGUAACAGGUGUUUCAGCCGCUGGAGCCUUGGGAAUUGGGGUAGGUAUAUGGUACUUGAGGAAAGUGAGGGCCAAAGCACCUGUGACAUGUGGGGUUCAAAGCAAUGAGAAUAGGCUUUUCUGAAGAAAAUAUUCAGCACGCGCCUUUAUUCUCUUCUUUCUUUUGUAAUCUUUGAUUUUUGAACAUCCAAAAAAUCUAAAACUAUCAGUUUAUGCUUGUUUGUUUGUUUGUAUAAUACAAAGUUGAGAGAAAC
Molecule: messenger RNA, 1207 nt
Organism: Rubroshorea leprosula
Lineage: Eukaryota; Viridiplantae; Streptophyta; Magnoliopsida; Malvales; Dipterocarpaceae
Source: the annotation of a GenBank genome assembly